Molecule: messenger RNA, 1602 nt
Organism: Drosophila arizonae
Lineage: Eukaryota; Metazoa; Arthropoda; Insecta; Diptera; Drosophilidae
Source: RefSeq, a predicted model, not a curated record
UGGAUAUACGACUAAACGGGCUACCCCCAUUACAAAACCAACAAAAUAUUUGAAGCAAGACUUUUCGCACAGCUGCCAGAAUGCUGAAGUGGGCUGUGAACCAGCCGCGUCUGUCCUACCUGGCGACUCAGCCAGACCAGGGAGAGGCAGCUGGAGGCCAUGCCAUAAGCAGCUACAGCGAUUUCCAGCCAACUGCCACGCCCACCCCCAUAGCCGCCUCGCGCAUGAAGCUGAACGUGAAGCGGCAAUCGCUGCUCCACAUCCAGAUGCAGGCAGAUGCGGGCGACAAGGAGAAUCAGUUGACCUCCACAUUGACGUCGACGCCGCUGCCCGCUUCCUCGGCUGCCUCGGCUGCCUCGGCUGCUGCUGCCCCUCCUGCGCCGCGCUGCACGCCUCUGCUGAGAGACCUGAGCAACAUCCUCUCGCCCCUGCACACGCCCCCCCUGAAGAGGACUGCCUAUGCGUGCACGCUGCCCACCUUCGAGGCGGAGUACUCGCCCGGCCACCGGGAGAACAAGGAUCAGGCGGACAGCCAGCGGGACACGCAGGACAACAGGAUCAUUCCAGGAGCGCUGCUCGCACUGCGUGGCAUGGGCAUCCCGGACAGCUACUUCGAGAAGCCGCGCUACCUGCAGCCAGCUGCCUCUACUCCUGCUCCUGCUCCUUCUGCUGCAGCUGCUGCUGCUCCAUCAGUUGCCCCCAUUGCUGACCAGACGCUGCUCAGCUCCACCCAGAUGGGCGACGUAACCUUGGAGCGCAUGAUCGAUGCCAUACUGGAGAGCACGCGCAAAGCUCCAUCUGCAGCGCCUCGUGCUCGCGCCCGUCCUCAUCCCCAUCCCCAUCCUCGUUCCCGCCUACGCCACAUCUCUCGCCCCCGCCCCGCUCCACUCCCGCAUAUCUCCACGAGCCACUCGCCCACCUAUCGACCCGCCUUCGAUCCGGCCAGCGACCUGAGCGAGUAUUGGCAGCCACCCACCCAUCCGGAUGUGUACGAAGAGAGGGAAGUGCGCUCUCCUCAGCAGGGAGCAGGAGGGGGAGGGGGAUCUGGAGCGGGAGAUGCAUCUCUGUCUCUGGCGGGCAAGCGACGCUCUCUGCAGCAGCUGCGCAGGCAGCGCGUGGUGAGGCGCAAACGGAAGAUCGCCACGAAGAUCUCGUCCAGCGUGCGCCACUCGGCGCAGAAGCUACUCGCAGCUGCGGCCCGAUCUGCCCACAAGCUGCCCCAUCCCCACGCACACUCGCACUCCCGAGCUCCUGGCCAGAGGCACAUCAGCCCCGACAGCGGACACAACUCCACCAGCGACUGCGAGCUGGAGCUGGAGAUGGAGCUGGAGCUGGAGCAUAAGGCGAAGCGGGUGCCGUUUGGCGACUGCGUCCUGGAGGUCGCGACCAAGCGGCGGCUCAGCUUCUCCUUCCACGAGGAGCUCUUCGUGGAGCAGUGAACCUGGUUCCAUUCAACUGAACCUUUGGCUGUCUCAAAUAAUUUUAGCACAUUUUUUUUUGCUGUUGUUUUUUUGCUCUUUGAAUUUAGCGAAAUUGUUGCUAAAAGCUUUCAAUUGCCUUCUCCAAAUUCACAUUCCAAUCUAAGACUUUUAAUCUCUAAUU